This is a messenger RNA of Budorcas taxicolor (takin), 1175 nucleotides long. It is a transcript of the gene TMEM176B, whose product is annotated as transmembrane protein 176B. The transcript has 8 exons. Lineage: Eukaryota; Metazoa; Chordata; Mammalia; Artiodactyla; Bovidae. Gene Ontology annotation, cellular component: membrane. The record is from RefSeq and is a predicted model, not a curated record. Bases 195 to 992 code for a protein of 265 amino acids. Gene Ontology annotation, biological process: negative regulation of dendritic cell differentiation.
CUCUCUCCCACCCCCCAGUGGGUCUCAGCUCUGGGCAGCUCCUCCCAGCUCUGCCCGGCUCGGCCGCUGGCUCCCACAGGACAGCAGGUCUGAACCUCCUUGCACAUCUGCAGAAUCAUCAGACACCCGACUUGUAUCCUUCACAGGAGGCCAGCUCUCAGACCUCACUCCUGUACAUCUCCCCAGCAGGAAGGAUGGCCCAGAACACGCUGACUGUGAAUGGAGUUGAUGUGGGCUCUACGCUCUCCCAGCCCACCCACAUUGACAUCCACAUCCACCAGGAAUCCGCUUUGGCACAACUGCUAAAAGCUGGGAGUUCCCUGGUGGAGCGCCUGUCUCACCGUCCUGCCAAGGCCAGGAUAGGCUAUGGACAGCUGGCACUAGGGGUGACCCAGCUGUUGCUCGGGGCGAUCAGCUGUGCCCUCGGUGGGCUUCUCUACUUGGGACCCUGGAUUUGGCUGCGUGCCUCGGGCUGUGCCUUGUGGGCAGGGUUUGUGGCCAUUGCAGCAGGCGUUGGGGCUAUUGUCCACGAGAAGCGCCGGGGCAAACUCUCGGGCUGCGCAUCAGGUCUGCUCACUCUGGCUGGCAUCGCCACGGCCGUGGCUGCUGUCAUCUUCUGUGUGAAUAGCUUCCUCUGGGAAGGUGAUGGCUUCUAUGACAUCAGCUCCGUGUGUGAUUCCUUAGUCCCUGUCACCCCCACCUCUUGGUACCAGCGAAGAAGUUCCUAUUCAUCGUGGGAGGAGGAGAACUGCAGAAGAUACAUGCAAAUGCUGAUGGAUUUGUUCCUAGGAAUCCGUGCUCUGCUCCUGGCUAUCUGUGCUCUGCAGGUCAUUGUGUCCUUGGCUUCCCUGGGCAUGGGUCUUCGAAGCUUCUGUGGCCAGAGCUCCCGGGCCCUGCAGGAUGAAGAAGGGUCAGAGAGGAAUCUGCUGGGGGAGAAUUCAGUGCCCCCCUCCCCCUCCAAGGAGAAGACCACGGCUGUCAUUGUACUGUGAGCAGCCAGAGACCCUUGCCUGGACCCUGCAUGCCCCUUCCAAGUCGCCCAGGGCCCCUCACCACCCUGUCCCACAGACUUGCUUCCUGUGCUCACUUUUCUUCUCCCCACCCUCACCCACUGUGGCCACUCCAGGGUCUUCCAUUCAGCGAACAGGUAUUGUCACGUUUCCCCUAGUGCUGAU